This is a messenger RNA of Phycodurus eques (leafy seadragon), 3854 nucleotides long. It is a transcript of the gene znf628, whose product is annotated as zinc finger protein 628. Gene Ontology annotation, molecular function: DNA-binding transcription factor activity, RNA polymerase II-specific; RNA polymerase II cis-regulatory region sequence-specific DNA binding. NCBI's taxonomy places the organism in Eukaryota, Metazoa, Chordata, Actinopteri, Syngnathiformes, Syngnathidae. The record is from RefSeq and is a predicted model, not a curated record. Gene Ontology annotation, cellular component: nucleus. Gene Ontology annotation, biological process: regulation of transcription by RNA polymerase II. The transcript has 9 exons. Bases 219 to 3794 code for a protein of 1191 amino acids.
GGGUGGAGAAGUAGGCUGUGCUAGUGUUUAUUGUUAAGGUUGUGUGGAUUAGCACUGCGUUUUGUGUAGAGCUGGACUGACAUCUGCUGCUUCCGGUGGUGGGACAGAAUUCCAAAACUAGACCAGCAGCAGCAACAACAACAACAAAGGAUGGACUGGAUGAAGUGUAAGACUAUGCUCCAAAACUGAUCUGCAUCCAAGGAGUACCCUGACCUGUCAUGGCGAACUCGGUGGCCACUCUGGUGGUUCAGGCAGAACUCUUGGCUGCACAGUCCUCCGCCUCCCUCUCUCCUUUCCCAUCCCUCCUCGGCUCAGGCGAGGAUGACAGGGAGAGAGGGGACCUGGUGGAGGGCAACAAGGCUGUGCUGGACAACGUAGAGGUUGUUCUGGACAUGGAGGCGUCGUCUGAGUCGGCCCAGCAGGCAGAGCAGUCCGAGCAUCCCUUCCAGUGUCUGGACUGCGGCAAGAGCUUCAGGUGGUCGUCCCGGCUCACACACCACCAAAGGAGCCACAACAAUGAGAGACCCUACCGCUGCAACCUUUGUCCCAAGGCCUUUAAGGGCUCCUCUGCAUUACUCUAUCAUCAAAGGUCUCACUCAGGAGAGAAGCCUUACAAAUGUCAGGAUUGUGGCAAAGCCUUCAAGCGCUCCUCUCUUCUCCAGGUGCAUCAGAGUGUCCACACAGGAAUAAGAACAUUCUUGUGCCCAUAUUGCCCCCUGACUUUUAAAUGGAGUUCCCAUUACCAGUAUCACCUGCGCCAGCACACUGGCGAGUGCCCGUACCCGUGUGACACUUGCCCCAAGGCCUUCAAGAACUCUAGUAGUCUACGGCGACAUAAGAACGUCCAUCUGGGUCUCAAACCUUACACCUGCACUGUGUGCAACAAAUCCUUUACUCAGUCCACCAACUUGAGGCAGCACAUGAGGAUACACACCGGCGAGAGGCCCUACGUGUGCGGCGAGUGCGGACGAAGCUUCACGCACUCGUCCAACCUGGCGCUUCACAAGAACUCUCACGCCAACCCGGGCGCAGGUGGGAAGGAGGGCAAGAACGCAGAGGAUGCAGGGCGGGGGCGCGACCUGGUGGAGGUGGUGGUGGUGGGCUCGGAGGAAGAAGCCACAUCCAUGUUGACAGCCAUGGUGGGGUAUGUAAGCCAGGAAGGGAGUGAUGGAGUGGCGAUGGAAGAAGUCUUCCUGUCCACCUCGUCAUCCACCCAGAAACCAAACCUGCUCCCCCAGCUCAGCCUCACCCCCUCGGGGGAGAGCAAAGGUGCAUCCCGAGCCAUCGGGACGGAGGUCCACCUGAGCACGGACACCGGUGCCAGUCUGUUGCUCUACAGCUGCGGCAGCUGCAACCACACUUUUGCUACGCGAACUGAACUUGAGGAGCACCAGUCCAUUCACAUGGCUCCAGAGGUACACUGCUCCGCCGGGGAAGUGGGACCAGGGGCGGCAGAGGUCGAGGUAGGGGAUAGCUUGGUGGGAGCCAGCCACCUGCUUGCUGGCUUUGAAGAGGUGGUAGAGACGACCGCAGCAGCUGAAAGUGGGCAUACGGCCGAGGUGCUCCUUGGACUUACGGACCCAGCUGACGGAAACAAUUCAAGUGUGGGCGCCACCCAGUCCCAGUUUGACCUUCUACAGAGCUUCAGUAAGGUGAUUCAGAGCUCCAAGAGUGUUCAGCCAGAAGCUCCAACCACAUGGGUGGGGCUGUCAUGUGGCUACUGCAAUAAGUCCUUCAAGACCAGUGGAGGCCUCAAUAGACACGUGUCACUGAUGCACACCCUCUCGUCCCAGUCCCGUUCCCAGUUCAGCUGCUCCGCCUGCGACCGCUCCUUCCCCCUCCUGUCCUCGCUACUCACCCACCAACACUCCCACACUCCCGAGCAACGUCUCCUGGCCGAGGCCGAAGCCGAAAUAGUGUGCCCCCCUUCCCUCUCCUUGUCCCUCCCGCUUCCCUCCUCUCCUGACAAGCAGCAGGAUGGCAAGAGGGAGAUUCAUGCCAGCGUUAUAGCCGUGUGCGAGGAGCAGGAGGAACUGCCUGUAAAACCGGCUAAAAACUCCAAAAAGGGUGGCGGGAGCAAAAACAUCACUGCUGGAGAGCGGCCAUAUCGCUGUUCAGAGUGCGGAAAAGCCUUCAAAGGUUCAUCGGGCCUCAAGUACCACAUGAGGGAUCACACUGGAGAGAGACCCUACCGCUGCACAGAGUGUGGAAAGAGUUUCAAGAGGUCCUCGCUGCUCUCCAUUCACCAGCGGGUGCACACAGGUGUGCGGGCAUUCCAGUGCCCUCACUGUGCUCUCACGUUCAAGUGGAGUUCACAUUACCAGUACCACCUGCGGCAGCACACAGGCGAGAGGCCAUACGUGUGUAAAGAGUGUGGCAAGUCCUUCAAGAACACCAGCUGCUUGCGUAGACACAGUCAGAUGCAUUCUGGACUGCGGCCUCACGUCUGCACCAUCUGUUCCAAAUCGUUCUCGCAGACAUCAAAUCUCAAACAGCAUGAACGCACCCACUCUGGCGAAAGACCCUUCCGGUGCUCACACUGCAACAAGUGCUUCACACACUCCUCCAACCUCCAGCUCCACCUUCGCACACAUUCCCCGCAGAAGGACUUCAAAUGCCCGUACUGCUCUAAAGAGUUCGUCAUGCACUCAUACUUGCAGAGGCACAUCCGGACGCACAGCAGUGCCCUCCCACUGCCCUCCCCCGAGGGCGCAGGUCAGGAUGGCGUGUCCGUUAAAGCCAGCGUCGGAGGGGUUACGACCACCACCAUGCUUUUCAACCCCAUCACCCUGGAAUCGUCAGGAAGAAACGGAAGUCUGAUCGUGUCCCAGCCGGCUCUCAACAUCCCUGUCAACACCUCUCAGAACUAUUUCAUGAUUCAGACGGCCAGCGGCUUGCAGCUCAUCCCCCUGUCAGCUCCCACACCACCACCAGCCCCUCCACCACUGCCACCACCUCAAUCUCAACCCCAGAACUUCUACCUGCUACAGUGCCCUUUGACCAAUGGCUCUCAGUCAAGUUUGAUUCUGGUCCCCACAGCCAGCCAACCUCCAGCAGCCCUGGAGCCUGCAAGCAUCCCCAUGUUUCAAACUCUGCAAGCAUUCAACAGCCGAACACACUCUCAGGUUACCCAGUUUCAGGCUAUGUCCCCACAACACCAGCAGACCCGCAUUAUAAUACCCAACAAUAAUACCAAUACAAACACCUCAGUCACCUCCAUCCCAGCUGAUUCUUUACUCCGUAGGCCCAUUUUAGGGAAGAGCAACCGGACAGCAAGGGGCAGACGGGGACGCAAACCAAAAACAGCUCUCCCGAAAUCUGCUGAGACAGCGAGCAUGGAUGUGACUAACUGUAACACAGCCAGUGUGACACAGACUGAUGGUACCACCACCAACUCGGGCUCAUCACUGUCUUGUGUCUCCAUCAUGUCUAACUGCACACUUCCACCGUCUGACGCUCCUUUCCAAAGUCUCUCCUCUUCCAAUGCUGUAGCAUCCACUCCGGUCAAUUUAGAAUCCACACCAGCCAGUGUUUCUACAACUCCCAACAAUAACACCCAGAUGGAAUUGACCGAUAUGAAUUCGGCAGGGACCUUGCCCGAGAAACAGUUUGUUUUGUGUUUCAACAAUGAAGGACACGCAAAGGAGGGGAUGAAUGUUGAUGAGGGAGGGGAGUCAUACGUGUUGCAGUUUGAAGAAAGGGAUGCCUCCUCUGAAGAGGCAGCGGGUGGAGGAUUGGGUGGGCAGGGGAAGUCGCUUGUGCUGCAAUUUGAGGCAAAUGCAUCAAGAUGGUGAGAACAAGGGGGGAGGUAAAGGUGGAAUGAUGUCACUUCUACAGGAGUGGGGUGGGGAGAA